UUUAAAAGCGUAUAAAUAAGUACAGCGGCAUACAAAUAAUAGUCAUAAGCAAGAUGAGUUUCAACAAUAAAGUAGCGUUAGUGACUGGUGCGAGCUCUGGGAUCGGAGCAGCUAUUGCUCUUAAAUUCGCUGGAGAGGGAGCGAACGUUGCCAUCGUUGGAAGAAACGCAGCUAAACUAAAAGAUGUUACGGAAAGUAUCUCGAAGGUCGGUAACAAGCCUCUUGUGAUCACCGCCGAUGUUACCAAAGAAAGUGAUGCUCAAAGAAUCAUCAACGAUACAGUAAAACAUUUUGGAAAACUUGACGUUCUGGUCAACAAUGCAGGAGUGGCUCGCUAUGCCAGCAUUACUGAAGCAGAAGCCAUGGCAACAUUUGACCAUAUCAUGAGUACCAACCUGCGUUCCGCAGUCUACAUGACCAAUCUUGCUGCCAAGCAUCUUAUUGAAACGAAAGGGAAUGUAAUAAACAUAUCAAGCGUUGCUGGUCAAAUGGUGAUGGAAAAAGGGUUUGCUUACUGCACCUCAAAAGCUGCCAUGGAUCAUUUCGCGAGAGCAAUCGCGUUGGACUUUGCGCCACAUGGUGUUCGCGUGAACAACAUUAGCCCUGGGCCGGUGAGGACCGAUAUUGUUGAAAAUCUAGGAGUCAGUGCGGAGAUUCAAGCAGCAAUGUGGGAGAAAUUCGAAGCAGCAACUCCUUUGAAAAGAGUUAGUGAUGCAAGUGAGAUUGCCGAGCUAGCGGCGUUCUUGGCUAGUGACAAAGCUGUUGGUAUCACUGGAUCAAUUUACGUAACUGAUAAUGGAAUUUUGCUAUCACGCUCAAGCUAAUUUAUUUAGACAGAAAAAAUAUAAAUAUUCUUAAGGUAACUUC
Molecule: messenger RNA, 867 nt
Organism: Ostrinia nubilalis (European corn borer)
Lineage: Eukaryota; Metazoa; Arthropoda; Insecta; Lepidoptera; Crambidae
Exons: 1
Coding region: 54-824 (256 amino acids)
Molecular function (GO): oxidoreductase activity
Source: RefSeq, a predicted model, not a curated record